CGCUACGAAAACGCUUGUUUACAUCUUAAAGCGCGAGGAAGGGAAGCACGUGCGUUUUAGCUUGGCGUAUGUGUGUUAAAGAUUGACGAUUCAUCUAUUGGAAGGGCAAUCAGGAGGAUAGUUCAUCAUGAAGUCGGGGCCCAAUAUUCUCAUUACAGGAACACCUGGUGUGGGCAAGUCAACACUAGCACAGCAACUAGCUGAGAGAUCAGGGCUAGAAUGGAUAAAUGUUGGAGACCUUGCAAAGAACAACAACUUUUUUGAUGGCUAUGAUGAGGAAAGAGGUUGUCCCAUCCUGAAUGAAGAUAAGGUUCUAGAUGAGAUGGAAGAUAUGAUGGAAGAGGGAGGAAAAAUUGUUGACUAUCAUGGCAGUGAAUUCUUCCCAGAAAGAUUCUUUGAUAUUGUCUUCGUGCUUAGAACUGACAACACUCUGCUGUAUGACCGACUUGCUGCCAGAGGAUACCAAGGAAAGAAAUUGGAAGAAAAUAUUGAAUGUGAGAUAAUGGCAGUUCUUCUGGAUGAAGCGAAAGAUAGUUAUGCAGAACAACUGGUCCAUGAGUUGUUUUCAAACACUCCAGAAGACAUGGAAAGUAAUUUAGAAAAAAUUAUAUUGUGGAUUGAAGCUUGGAAGAGGCAAAAUGGUGUUUGAAAUAAAAAAAAUAAAAUAGAUUUGUUAGGUACUUUUUAGUUUUAUUAAUUCUUUCAUAAUGUACAAUUCUAUAUUCAUACUAUGAACAAACCGCUUUUUAUGGCUUCAACACUGCAGUACAUUGCCACAAAAAAAACAUUUUUAGGAUUUCAUGUUGUCCAAGGGUCAUAAAUAUAUAAAUAACCUAUACAAUGAAAAUGUACUUCAGCACAAUUUAUCACUUAUGUAAAAGAGAGCCUAAAAGAAAAUAUCUGUCUGAAAUGCCCCAAUAAUGAAUUACAAUGUUAACACUAAUAAUGUAAAUGAAAGAAUUUAUUCAAGAAAAAACUUUUUCGACAUUCUUUAAAUUACAAUUUUACAGACCUUGCAUUACUGUACAGAAAUAACAGUUUUUCCUCUAGCAUGACCAUGGAUGACAUGAGCAUAUGCAUCUGGUGUAGCCUCAAAUGGGAAUACUUUAUCAAUUACUGGCCGAAUCUGUAAUAUAAAAUUAUUGGUGUUAGAAGAGUUUGGUUGUAAACUUAGAGUUAACUUUAUAAAAAAAAAAUCUUCAACUAGAUUCUGGUAUAAGUGUGUAUAAGGUAAUUAGGUGAAAAAGGAAGGAUAUGGUCAGAAAAUUAAGAUUCUCUGUAACUGUAAAUAAAAUGAUAGGAAAUUUAAUCUUUUCCAAAUGAAGAUGUAUCUAAUAUAAAUGUCAUAAACUAUUAUAAUGUCUUUGUUCAUAGAAAAAGAGAUUAAGUUUAACAGAUAUAUUGCAAUUGGAUUCCUUUGUUGUAACAUAUAAAAUAAUGAGAAUAAGCACAUAAUCCCUAUAUACUUUUUUGUAUUUUUCUACAAACUGUACAUUUACCUUGCUCUUUGACAUCAUAUUAGAUAUCUCCUUUAAAGCAAAUGGAUUUGGCAUGUAGAAAGCCCAUUUGUAUGCUCUUCCUUCUGACAGUGAUGUUACAUUUUGACAUGCUACUUGUUUCAGGCUCUGGAAAAAUUGGAACUAAUCAGUACACAUAAAGACAUAUAAAAUAUGUUAGGUGUAAGGAGAUACAUAAUCUAUGAUAUGAGUCUGAAACUAUUGUAAAAAUAAUGAAAAAAUUAACAGACUCACUUUUCACUAUAGUUUAUGUACAUAUGAAGCAACUGAGAUGAAUUAAAAUGAAAAUGUAAAUAAUGCAAAUUAUGUAUACAAAGAUAGGUCCAUUAAAAUACAGUUCAGAUACAGAAGAACUGGACAAAAUCUAUGGUUUACUAAAAUUAUGUUGAGUAUAUACAAACCUUGAUAAACCCAGGUAGUAUUCCCAGCUCAUCUGUAUUCCGCAGAAGUGGUGGUGACAAUGUUAUAUAAGAUGAUCCCAUCCAUGGCCGCAGUGCUUUAAGGUAAUCUAGAUCAUCAGGACCAGCUGCAUUAAUCACAACAUCAAACCUUGAGAAAAAUCUUUAUAUUAAAAUAAAGUUCAGCAAAACUACAUUGUUUUUAUUGGUUAGAUGAUUUAUAAGAGUACCCAUUCAUGUUGUACUUUAAAUCUAAUUUCAUUUUUACCCUUGAUCAGCAAUAAGCAAAUCCUUUGUUUCUGGGUUUCUGUAGUCUAGCACUUCCACUGCCCCCAGACUGGUUACCAAAUCUGAGGCAUCUUCACUACAAACAGCAACAACCUGUAAAAGCAUAUAUUUAUGUACUCCAAUACAAUAUUUAAUAAAAAUAUUCAGUCCAGUAUUCAAGAAUUCCUUGAUCUUACAAUAGCUAUCCUAUAAAAAAUUAUAUAUGACCUAACCUGAGCUCCCCAAACAGACAGCAUUUGGCACAUAAAUGACCCCACUCCUCCAGAUGCUCCAAGGAGUAAAACUCGUGUUCUUGGUGCUGUAUAUUCGGUUAUCAAUCCAGAUACAACCACAGUGCUCCAAGCUGUAAGACCUGCAUAUGGGAUGGAGGCUGCUUCUUCUGAAGUGAUGUUAGGUGGCCUACUGCAAACCUUGAGACAUUAAAUGAAAUGGGUAAUUAAGAAAACUGAAUUAAUGACAUUUUUUAAAAUAUAUUAAUUGUAUACAAUCCAUAAACAACAAACACGAUUGUGGUUUUCCUGAUAGUUAAUUUUUUCAUCUUAUUUCAAACUCCUUUGUAUCUUACAUUUGAUGCUGCAGCAACGACAUAUUCUGCAUGUGAACCUUGGCGUUGUGGACUAACCACACCCCAAACUUGAUCUCCAACAGCAACAUUCUUAACAGCUUUACCAAGGGCAACGACCUCACCAGAGAAAUCUCUUCCAACUGUCAUAAGAUAGAGAUAAUGCAAAAUACUAAAGUAAUAAAAUAUGUCAAAAAAGAAAAAAAAAAAAAGGAAUUAACAAAAUUAUAGAA
This is a messenger RNA of Penaeus monodon (black tiger shrimp), 2998 nucleotides long. RefSeq names its product adenylate kinase isoenzyme 6-like (gene Ak6). The record is from RefSeq and is a predicted model, not a curated record. Gene Ontology annotation, cellular component: nucleus; cytoplasm. Lineage: Eukaryota; Metazoa; Arthropoda; Malacostraca; Decapoda; Penaeidae. Gene Ontology annotation, molecular function: AMP kinase activity; ATP hydrolysis activity; ATP binding. The transcript has 4 exons. Bases 128 to 649 code for a protein of 173 amino acids.